AUGAAGCGUAGAGUCGGACCAGAGCUGCACCAGAAGCCUCGGAAACGUGUCUCAAGGCAGGAUCCCGUGUCUUGUGAAUCAUGCAGGCGCAAAAAACUGAAGUGUAAUCGACAACAGCCAUGCAGUAGUUGCAUCACUCGAAGAUUGCCAUGCAGUUAUGCCAUUAUACCGGCCGCGGCGGACACACAUAAUGUAGCAUCGGAUGAUGGAAGCCGAAGAGAAGAAGCCAUUCCAGGCCAGGGAGAUACGCCGGAGAUCCAGGAGAUACGAAGUGUGGAUGCACCCCCUGUUACGAACUCUCAACCAUCAUACCGCAGUCGGGAAUCACUGUGGACCGCGGACUGGCUAGAGAACAUUCACAUGGGUAACCGAGUGCCAACAGCAACACCAAAGCUGUUGAGAGAUGAACUUGAUGAGCUGAGGAACAAGGAUGAUCUUGUUCCUCCAGGGACAUUGCUCCCGGUUUCCUGCCGAAGUUGGAAUGCCUCACGGGAGAAUCCUGCGACACUCAAUUUACUAUCGUUUCUUCCCCAUAAACACGAGGCCAUGGCACUGUUCCGAUAUUAUACUAACUAUAUUGACUACCUUUACCAUAUCAUAUUUCCGAAGCGCGUGGAGGAUCAGAUAGAUGGUAUCUACCAAGCGAUUGAGCGAGGCCAACCGCCUAAUUUGAACCAUUUAGCCCUCUUUUUCAGCCUUGCCGCCAGCUCGUUGUUUUUACAGUUGUCCGUGGAGUCUUCCAUUCAUGCGGAGCUUUGCAGUCGCGAGUUCUCGUUUUUGACCGGCGCCGCCUUGAUUCAAAGCAACUACCCAGUUAACCCCACCGUCGAGGGCUUGCAAGCAGCAAUUGUGAUCAUGCACCACGCAUCCAAUAUGAGCUGCCAUCCAUCAGUCAGUGGUCUCUUCGUACUCAGUGCGGUUAUUAGUCAAGCAAAGAAUCUUAAGCUGCAUUGGAUCGAUUCACCACGAUUUCGGGAAGAAAGGGAGGCUAAUCCAUCGGACGUGGUGGAACUAGAGACCAAAAGGCGGCUUUGGUGGGACAUCGCAUCAUACGACUGGUUCCUUGGGUUCUUGAGCGGUCCUCAAGAGUGGACCUACCUGAUUAACCCAGAACACAUGAAGGUAGACCGGCCUCUCAAUCUUGACGAUAAUGAAUUUGAAGGGCAUGGAGGAUUGUCGCGACCAAUCUCGGCGCCGACGGACAUGUCCUUUUCUCUCGAGCGACUCAAGCUUGGUAUCGUAUGCCGUGAGGUUAUCGACGCUACAUCCCACGAACACCUCUAUGGAAUAGAAGUCAGCUACCAGAAGAUUCUUGAACUCGACAAAAAGUUUCACCAAGCUCUUGCGGAGAUCCCAGAGUUCUUCCGCCUUGAUCCGACCUCGAGGCGUCGAUUCGCGUCUCUGUACCAGAAUCGCCCCACCCUUGCAUGGCAAAGAUGUCUCCUACAACAAGCGUAUUUUUCACGCUUGUGUCGUCUGCAUCGGCAGUUUUUCAUCCGCGGAGCGCGUGAGUCGCUUUAUUCUUAUUCCCAUAUUGUAUGUCUCCAAUCCGCGCGAAAGGUCCUCGAGAUCAAAAGAAUCAUGGACGAAGACGAACCAAAGUUCACACCGCCAAGCUCGGUGGUCUGGUCUGUUAUGCAUCACGUAUUCAUGGCUGCUGUGAUCUUGCUGCUGGAUGUGUGUUUCAACUGGGACGAUAUAUUAGCUGAGAAGCGAAAGGAGGAAGUGCUUGAUGCCUGCCACAUGCUCAGUAACGCUCAGCUAUCAUCUUCACUAGUGAAAGAGGGUAUCAAUGCCAUGAUGAGUGUGCUGCAAAAGCACUGGAAACAUGGCAAGCUGGCUGCUUCUCCAAACCGCAAUUCAUCCUCAAAUGUAAACCCGGCAGGUUUCGACGCGCCAAAGCAACCCUUGCCUUCCACAUCCCGAACCAGUUAUACACCAGCAACCACGAUCGAAUUGGACCCACCGAGUGACUUUCCUAGCAAUGUGGAUGAUACGGGCCAGAGGCAAUUAGAAGAUAUAUGGUCUGAAAUGCUCGACAACAGUGCGAACCUCGACCUGGGCGAUACUGAUUGGACGGGGUUGUUGACCGAGUUGACUAAUGCCACUAUGCCUGGCUGA
This is a messenger RNA of Aspergillus pseudonomiae, 2121 nucleotides long. RefSeq lists its product as uncharacterized. Gene Ontology annotation, molecular function: zinc ion binding; DNA-binding transcription factor activity, RNA polymerase II-specific. Lineage: Eukaryota; Fungi; Ascomycota; Eurotiomycetes; Eurotiales; Aspergillaceae. Bases 1 to 2121 code for a protein of 706 amino acids. Gene Ontology annotation, biological process: regulation of DNA-templated transcription. The record is from RefSeq and is a predicted model, not a curated record. The transcript has 2 exons.